AUGGAAGACAUGCAGAACCAACCACCACACGUGGUUCUUUUUUCCAGUCCUGGUUUGGGCCACCUCAUCCCCAUCAUCGAGCUCGGCAAGCGCUUCCUCCGUCACCACAACUUCAAAGUCACCAUCCUCGCCGUCACUUUCCAAGCCUCCAACGCCGAAGCAGAGGUUCUGAGAUCAUCUCUCUGCGAUGUCAUCGAGAUACCACCGCCUGACCUCCCUGCCGGAGCUGGAGCCGCUCUUGCCACUCGCCUCUGCAUGACGAUGCGCGCCGCCGUGCCCGCCAUCCGAGCAGCGCUCUCCACCAUGCAGCUCCGUCCCUCCGCUUUCAUUGUUGACAUUUUUGGGACAGAUUCCUUGCCAGUUGCCGCUGAACUCAAUAUCCGAAAAUUCGUGUACGUGACUUCACAUGCUUGGUUUCUGUCGCUGCUCGUGUACUUGUCGGUGCUGGAUGAAAUAAUUGAAGGACAGUAUGUGGACCAGAACAAGCCGCUUACAAUACCCGGGUCAAGCCCGGUUCGGCCGGAGGACGUUUUCGACCCCAUGCAGGACCGGAACGACAUGCAGUACUCGGAGUGUCUAACACUAGGAAAAGCAAUUCCGAGAAGCGACGGCGUUUUGGUCAAUACGUGGGAGGAGCUUCAGUGUAGAGACCUUGAGGCACUAAGAGACCAAAAUUUAAUGGGUCGGGUCUUGAAGGUCCCGGUCUACGCGGUGGGACCCAUCAUGAGGGAACCUGAUUCGGAAACGGGUUGGGAUUCCGGGUGGGUUGUGCAGUGGUUGGACAAACAGCCUAGGGAUUCAGUGGUUUACGUGUUGUUCGGAAGCGGAGGAACGAUGUCGUAUGAGCAAAUGAGGGAGAUAGCGUUUGGUUUGGAAUUGAGCGAGCAGAGGUUUGUUUGGGUGGUGCGCGCGCCCACCGAAGGAGUUACGGACGCGGCUUAUUUGACGAUGGGGCGUGGAACUAGUGAUGAUUGGGAUGGUGUGUUGCCAGAAGGGUUUGUUGAGAGGACUUGGGAAGUGGGCUUGGUAGUUCCGCAGUGGGCCCCACAAGUAACGGUUUUGAGGCACAGUUCGGUUGGCGCGUUCUUGUCGCACUGCGGGUGGGGUUCAACCCUGGAGAGUGUGAUGAGCGGCGUGCCUAUGAUCGCAUGGCCUCUGUAUGCUGAGCAAAGGAUGAACGCGACGUUGCUGGCGGAGGAGCUAGGCGUGGCGGUGCGAACGAAGGAGCUGCCCACGAAGAAGGUGGUGAGGAGGGAGGAGAUAGCGAGCAUGGUGAGAGAGGUGAUUCAGUUGCGUGACGGAAGGAUCAGUGCCGUGACGAAGAGAGUGAAAGAGAUCAAGCACAGUGCUGAAAAGGCUUUGUCGCCAGGUGGUUCAUCUCACACUGCGCUGGCUCAGGUAGCGAAAAUUAUUAUCGGAGGAUGA
Lotus japonicus is the source of this 1425-nucleotide messenger RNA. RefSeq names its product anthocyanidin 3-O-glucosyltransferase 5-like. Lineage: Eukaryota; Viridiplantae; Streptophyta; Magnoliopsida; Fabales; Fabaceae. The transcript has a single exon. The coding region runs from base 1 to 1425 and encodes 474 amino acids. Gene Ontology annotation, molecular function: UDP-glycosyltransferase activity. The record is from RefSeq and is a predicted model, not a curated record.